Alligator sinensis (Chinese alligator) is the source of this 1673-nucleotide messenger RNA. It is a transcript of the gene HGD, whose product is annotated as homogentisate 1,2-dioxygenase. The transcript is spliced from 14 exons. The record is from RefSeq and is a predicted model, not a curated record. Gene Ontology annotation, cellular component: cytoplasm. Bases 172 to 1491 code for a protein of 439 amino acids. Gene Ontology annotation, molecular function: homogentisate 1,2-dioxygenase activity. Lineage: Eukaryota; Metazoa; Chordata; Crocodylia; Alligatoridae. Gene Ontology annotation, biological process: L-phenylalanine catabolic process.
CUUUCUGACUUGUCAGGCAGACAAUUUGCAAUCAGGACAGUGUGGUUCCUGCACCUAUCCUCACCAGCAAAUCAGCCAGAAGACUGUGUUGGUAGGAAACUCCAAGAGAUUAUUUUAGCCACCCACCCACUGUGCCUUUGGGUCCCCUGGAUAGAGAAAGAACUGAGGAGAAUGGCAGAAUUGAAGUACAUGUCAGGAUUUGGGAACGAAUUUGUCUCAGAAGAUCCACGCUGCCCUGGAGCUUUACCAGAGGGACAGAAUAACCCGCAGGUCUGCCCCUAUGGUCUCUAUGCAGAACAGCUCUCAGGCUCGGCCUUCACCUGCCCCAGGCCCACCAAUAAGAGGAGCUGGCUCUAUAGAAUUCUGCCCUCAGUCUGCCACAAGCCCUUUGAAUGCAUUCAUGAAGGCCAGGUGAUACAUGACUGGGAUGAAGUGGAGCCUGACCCCAACCAGCUGAGGUGGAAGCCUUUUGAGAUCCCGAAGGCCUCUCAAAGGAAGCUGGACUUUGUGAGCGGGCUGCACACACUGUGUGGAGCCGGGGAGCCCAGGUCACGCAACGGAAUCGCUGUCCACAUCUUCCUCUGUAACACCUCUAUGAUCAAUAGGUGUUUUUAUAGUUCAGAUGGUGACUUCCUGAUCGUACCACAGCAAGGAAAGCUGCUGAUUACCACUGAGUUUGGCAAGCUGCUGGUGGAGCCCAGUGAAAUCUGUGUCAUUCAGCAAGGGAUGCGUUUCAGUGUGGAGGUGUUUGGAGAAACCAGGGGCUACAUCCUGGAGGUAUACGGGGUGCAUUUUGAGCUACCAGACCUGGGACCCAUCGGAGCCAAUGGUCUGGCUAACCCUCGAGAUUUCUUAGUGCCAGUUGCCUGGUAUGAAGAUCGCCAAGUGCCAGGUGGUUAUACAGUGAUCAGCAAGUAUCAGGGCAAGCUGUUUGCAGCCCAUCAGGAUUUCUCCCCAUUCAAUGUCGUGGCCUGGCAUGGAAACUACACACCAUACAAGUACAAUCUGGAUAACUUCAUGGUCAUUAAUUCUGUUGCUUUUGACCACGCGGACCCUUCCAUUUUCACUGUCCUGACGGCCAAGUCCACCCGUCCAGGAGUGGCUCUUGCGGACUUCGUCAUCUUCCCGCCUCGAUGGGGGGUGGCUAACCACACCUUCCGGCCACCCUACUACCACAGAAACUGCAUGAGUGAGUUCAUGGGGCUCAUCAAAGGGCAUUAUGAGGCCAAGGAAGAAGGGUUCCAGCCAGGAGGGGGCAGUCUGCACAGCAUGAUGACCCCCCACGGGCCAGACGCUGAGUGUUUUGAGAAGGCAAGCAAAGCCAAGCUGGAGCCUGAGAGAGUAGCAGACGGGACCAUGGCCUUCAUGUUCGAGUCCUCCUUCAGCCUGGCUGUUACCAGGUGGGGCCUCAAGACUUCCAACUGCCUAGAUAAGAGCUACUAUAAGUGCUGGGAGCCACUGAAGAGUCAUUUCAACCCCAGGAGCAAGUAAACAGAAGGGCUCACUGUACUCUCAGGCCAAGUACAAGGAUGGGAAAAAUCUGCAUGUGCAUGCAGAAGGGCUAGAAAGUUCAGUGCAUCAAGCACCAUUACGGUACAGUCAUUACAGAAGCAGCAACCAAAUAAAUGAAUUAUCCUUACAAGCCUGUGUAACUUGUGAACAGCAAUUAAAAA